AUGGCGGAUGUAUGUUCGGGCGGAGAAAGCCAGUGCCUGGGCUGCCCGGCCCUGGCCCUCGCCUCAACCCUCCGUGGGCACCGGCGACCUAUGCUCGCAGUGCUUUUGGAGGAUGUUCCUUUGCCGGCAAAGGAAACUACUUUCUGGGCCUGGCCGUCUCAGAUGGCACAAGCUGUGAUCGCGGCCGCACCCGCGGAAAAGGACGAGCUUGGACCCUUUGCCUCUACGAUCGCUGGACUUGUUGGACGCGAGAAGGCCGCUGAUCUCCUCGCCGACAUCGCCUCAGAUACGGCCAAUAGCCGCGCAUGGGCAUACUGGUUUCCCGCUGACGCAAAGGUGCAGACAGCGGAAACCAUCUGGGAGGCUCUGGAGAUCCGGUCUUUCAAGCUGGAGGAAGGCUGCGACGAAGGAGUUCCGAGUCGCCAAUUCCGAUCUCUGUGUGCCAUCGCUCGCGGCCCAUCCGAGAAGCCUCUCGCCGAUGAUGCUGCGGCAUCCUUCUGCGCGCGGGAGCGUUUCGCUCAGGCCCACGAGGCCAUGAAGCAGCUCGCUGCCAUGGCGGCGAGGAACCUCAGCUCAGCGCCAAGCCCGCAUGUCCCAGGUGUUCUGGAUUCCGUGCGCUUCCGCGCGGAGCUCUUCGAUCAGGAGGUCUUCAGCACUUCGGCCAUGUCCUGGGCCAACUUGUCCUCAGCCCUGGUCUCGCUGACGUUGCCUCAAGGCUGUCGGUCACUGGAAGCCGGGAUCUACGUUGCCGCGCUUGAGGAGGACAUUGGGGCCCUGGUUGCGAUCUGCGCCACGGGCCUUCGGGUCGUCGAGUUUGAUCAGCUUGACUUGGAGAUGCGAUGCAAGCUGGACGAGAAGCUUCGGAGACUCCUAGUGCACCGAAGGUUGAAAGUCCUCCUCGAAAGCAGCUUCACAUUCUAUCUACUCAAUGACGGAACAUCGUGUGCCAUCGGGGCAGCUGCAGCUUUCGCUGCUGCCUCGUAUGUGCGAAAGGCACGUGUCGCGAAUGUGGGCCGUUGGCAGCAGAUGCCUCAGCACCAGGCGGCCAAGGAGAGCGAGAAGAAGUCACCUGCCUCUUCGGCCAGCGAUCCCAAAUAUGCUGCCUUCCUGAAGGGCUUCGCCAAGAAGUAUGGAGAAGGCGCCAUCAUUGACAUGAACAAGAUGACGGCGGACGUGCCAACCUUCUCCACAGGUGCCCUUACGCUGGACAUGAAGCUGGGUGGCGGCAUACCUUACGGUCGGAUUGUUGAGGUCUUCGGCCCGGAGCAAAGCGGCAAGACAACCCUUGCACUGUCUUGUGCGCACCAGGUGCAGAAGCACGGCAACCGCAAGCGCGUGGUUUUCAUGGAUGCUGAGCAGGCGCUGGACACGCACUAUGCACAGGCAAUUGGCAUCGACAUGUCUCAGGAGCACUUCAGAUUGGUCACCGCGGGUUUCGCUGAGGAGGCAUGCGACCAGAUGCUUGAUGCCCUGGAAUCCGAGUGCUUCGAUCUUGUCGUGCUGGACAGCGUGGCUGCCCUUACUCCAAAGGAAGAGUUGGACAAGGACAUGACGCAGAGCACCAUCGGGCUGAAAGCCCGGCUCAUGAGCAAGUUCCUACCGAAGGCUGCGAAGUAUGCCGCGGAAUCGAACACUUGCCUGCUGAUGAUCAACCAGACCAGAGCCAACAUUGGAGGCUAUGGAAGUCCUGAGACGACUUGUGGUGGUAAAGCGCUGCCGUAUUACGCAAGCAUGCGCUUGGAGGUCAGAUCCCCGAAGUCUGGGAUUAUCGGGCCAGCAGAGGAGCCAACCGGCAUCCGCUCAGCCGUUCGCAUCAAGAAGAACAAGCUUGCCGCCCCGCACAGGAAGGCUGAGUUCGAUAUCAUCUUCGGCGAAGGCAUCUCUUGGGAAAGCAGCGUCCUGGAAGCUGCCCUCGACCUCAAGCUGGUCGAGAAAGGCGGUGCUUGGCUGACCUAUGGCGAGCAUAAGAAGCAGGGCAAGGAGACUUUCAGGGACUUCUUGGCUGAGCACCCGGAUGUGUGCCAGAAAUUGGAAGCUGAGAUCCGAGCUUCAAUGCAGAACACAGAGCCGGAAGAGGUCAGCAAGCCGAAGGCCGUGAAGCAAGCGGAUGAGAAUGCUGAUUGCAAGGAGGAGAAGGAUGAGAAGGAGUUGCCUGUCGCUGAAGCGACCCCGGCCAAAAAGGCCACUUUGCAAGGAGUUCCGCUUACUGUUCAACUGGAAGCUUGCUUCUGUUUCUGA
Molecule: messenger RNA, 2238 nt
Organism: Symbiodinium sp. CCMP2592
Lineage: Eukaryota; Dinophyceae; Suessiales; Symbiodiniaceae
Source: the annotation of a GenBank genome assembly